GAAGAAAAAGUUCUUGAACAUGGUAGCCUAUGAAAUGUGUCCAGAUGCCCCAGAUGACUAUGGGAUCACUUCUUAUAUAUGCCUCCUUGACGACCUCAUUGAUCAUGCAGACGAUGUCAAGGAGCUGAGAUCUAAGAACAUUCUCUACAACCUUCUUGGCAACGAUGAAGAUGUGGCCCAACUUUUCAACGAGAUCGGCAAUGACUUGGUUGAUCCCGAAGCUUAUGAAGACGUGAAAGAUCGUAUUCAGGAACACUACAACAAGAGAAUGAAUACUUGGAUAGCUCAAGCCCUUCACGACCAUUUCAGUACUCCAUGGGCUAUCAUCGCUUUCAUUGCUGCUGUUUUGAUACUAUUUCUUACCGGGGUUCAGACCUACUACGCUCUUCCCGGUAAUUAAUAUAUAUAUAUAUUGGGUUAAUUAUGACUGUGAUGUGUUCUUUUCUUCUUUGGUAUGUAUUAUUAGACAAAUAAAGAUGUAAAAAUUGUUAAGUUGUAUGACUGGAUUUCAUGGAUGCAAUAUUAUUAGUCUU
Vitis riparia (riverbank grape) is the source of this 533-nucleotide messenger RNA. RefSeq names its product UPF0481 protein At3g47200-like. Bases 20 to 400 code for a protein of 126 amino acids. The record is from RefSeq and is a predicted model, not a curated record. NCBI's taxonomy places the organism in Eukaryota, Viridiplantae, Streptophyta, Magnoliopsida, Vitales, Vitaceae. The transcript is spliced from 2 exons.